This is a messenger RNA of Contarinia nasturtii (swede midge), 4882 nucleotides long. RefSeq lists its product as uncharacterized. The record is from RefSeq and is a predicted model, not a curated record. The transcript has 12 exons. Gene Ontology annotation, cellular component: endoplasmic reticulum. Lineage: Eukaryota; Metazoa; Arthropoda; Insecta; Diptera; Cecidomyiidae. Gene Ontology annotation, biological process: positive regulation of ERAD pathway; response to endoplasmic reticulum stress. The coding region runs from base 528 to 3743 and encodes 1071 amino acids.
AAAAAUAUACGUCAAAAAGUUGAAUUAUGUUUUGAUUGUUUCACAUUUAGAAUAUAAUUGUUUUUUAUCUUGUUUCGUAUCAACACGCAGUGUUUCUAAAUAAAGCGAAGAAAUUGAUAAAGAAAACUGUGUCGAUCAACAUUUAGUUUCUUAAUUCAGUGGUCAGAGUGAAAAAAAAAGUCUAUCACUGUGUCGCGAUUUGUGCAACAUUUUUAUUUUGAUUUUUUGAAUUGAAUGAAAUACAACGAUACGGCCGACUUGAACCGAUUCUCUUCCAGAUACAAGAUCUUGAAUUUUGUUUUGCAGCUCGAUUGCAUUGCCGUCAUUUAUUUAAUCUAUACAGUGUUCAGCGCUGAACACUCUGUAAAAUGUCAAUUUGCAGGUUCUGAAAGAAGCCGAUUAUUACGAAAGUAGCACAUUUUUUUCGGGAUUUUUUGGUGUGGAGUGAGAAGUUUUGUUUCGUAUAACAAACGGAGAGUACUUAAUCUUCACAUCAGCCAGUGGCAACCGGGGUCGGUUCAAAUAUAAUGACGGACACCAACAAUGGUUUACCGCCCGAUGUGAAUCCUGAAAAUAAUCCACGACCUGACACACCGCUUAUCAAUAAUAACAACAUUUUUAAUAAUAACAAUAACAAUAAUAAUAAUAAUAACAACAACAACAAUAAUAAUCGAUCCCGUAACAAUCAAAAUUCAUUGAUCAGUGUGCGGGAUAGACUCUUCCAUGCUCUCUUCUUUAAAAUUGCUUUAGCCUAUUCACAAACGGUUCCGAGGCCUGUGCGACGGAUUAUCGAGUUUUUCUUUUUAGUAAAGGCGUUAAUUGCCUUUUUCAUAUUAGUCUAUAUUCAUAUAACAUUUUCACAAACUCCGGCCACAUGUUUAGAACAUAUGAAAGCGAAAUGGCCACGUGAUGGUAUCCUUAGAGUUGAAAUUAUUCGAUUGUCGGAUAAAUCAUUUAAAGAAACAAUCAAAGAUGCUGAAUUAUCAACGUAUCGAUCAACAACAAAAGAAGGUUAUCUGAGUUUGGAUCCAUCAAAACCAUUGCCACAUGAAGUGGAAGAGGGUAAAUCACGUUACGAUAAUAUCCGUCAAAAGAAUAUGGCCGACCAACAGCAGCAUAAACAUGAAUUUUCUGAUGUAAAUGAGCACGAAGCGGAAAUCGUAUCACAAUAUGCCGAUGUAAAUGAUAGUGUAAUACUGAAUAAAACCGAAUUCCGUGAAAUAUUGAUGACAGCAUUAAAUAUUAAUAAUGGAACGAUGGUGAACGAUUUUGGAAAAUCGCAUCGAAUAAAUGGUGAAAUGACUGCAACGAUCGCAGAUAGUAAUCAAUCUAAUGACGUCAAAAUUCCGGAAAUUAAAGCAUCUUAUGAACAUAUCGCACCAUCCACAACAACACCAUCAACGGAUGAUAUAAUUUACCUAAAUCAAACGAUUGAAAAAUCAUCAACACAAAUUCCAUUGAAUGAUGUACAGAAAAAGGCAAAUCCCAUAUCACUUGACACACCCGAAGUUGACAAACUGUUGAACGAAGUGUGGCCUGAAGAAAAUUACAUCGUUGAAUAUUCAUUGGAAUAUGGUUUCUUGCGUUUGUCAUCGGCGACACGUGAACGUCUUAAAAUACCGAUACAAGUCGUAAAUCUGGAUCCUGAUAAAGACAAAUGCUUUGGUGAUCCAUUAAGUCGUUUUAUUCUGAAGGAAUUUCUUGGAUACGACGAUUUAUUGAUGGCAUCGGUUAAAGUGCUAGCCGAAGAGGAGAACAACAAGGGCUAUCUAAGAAAUGUCGUGACUGGUGAACACUAUCGAUUUGUAUCAAUGUGGUGGAUGGCACGCGGUUCAUACCCGGCUGCAUUUUUCAUCAUGAUUUUAUUCACAGUGUCAAUUUCGAUUCUUCUACGAUAUUCACAUCAUCAAAUUUUCGUUUUUAUCGUGGAUUUGCUGCAGAUGCUUGAGUUCAAUGUAUCGGUUCGAUUUCCAGCCGCCUCCCUGUUUACAGUCAUAUUGGCCUUAUGUGGAAUGGAAGCAAUUAUGUCGGAGUUUUUCAACGACACAACAACCGCGUUCUAUAUCAUUUUAAUUGUAUGGAUUGCCGAUCAAUACGAUGCCAUUUGCUGUAUUACACCAAUCACCAAGCGACACUGGCUAAGAUUUUUCUACCUGUAUCACUUUUCCUUUUAUGCGUAUCACUACCGAUUCAAUGGGCAAUACAGCAGUUUGGCACUGACUACAUCAUGGCUUUUUAUCCAGCAUUCAAUGAUCUAUUUCUUCCAUCACUAUGAAUUGCCUGUGAUUAUAAGCCAAGCGCAAGUGCAGCAAAUACUUCGGCUUCGUACACGUCAAAGGCAUCAACAACAAAAUGGAAAUGGUGCACACGGUGCAGCAGCAAACAAUUCAUCGAACAUAAGAAAUGGUUCGAAUGCAGCAUCAAAUCAAGCGAAUAACGAUCCAAUGGGAAACAACAAUCAAAUGAACAAUAAUGGCAACAAUCCUAAUAAUAAUAACCAUCGAAAUGGCAAUUUGCUCACAACGAUUUCAUUUAUAUUGAGCUUUCAAAUGGCAUCGGCAAUAUUCAACUAUGCAUCAAAUUUGUUCGGUAUGAUUCAAGGUCGGCUUGCAAAUGAUAUGCUUGGUACGGCCGCAUUUUUCAACAAUAAUAACGACAACAGCUUAAAUAAUAACAAUCAUAAUCCGAUGGCAAACAUCACACGAUUACGCAUUAACUUGAGCCGAUUGCGACGUAUUAAUUUGGCUGGCAUACAAAUUAAUCCAAUCCAAAUUAAUCCGGCCAUUGGCAGUGAAAAUAUUCACAUCGAUAGAGACGACACGGCCAACGGUGGUUCGGUGACCGAAACAUCAUCGUCGUCAUCGUCAUCGACGGUAGCAUCGGCAGCCACACCAACAUUAUUGCCUGAAACAUCAACCGACCGAUGCAAUGUGAAUAAUCACAUAACAACUGAUGAAUCGAUUCACCGUGAGGCUUUUGUCAAUGAAGCCGAUUGUCAGAUACAGACAAAAUUGAGCAGCGAUACGAAAAUAAAUGAAAAUUUAGAGCAUAGAUUAGAAACAUUAGCCGCCGAUGAUUUUGAUAUAAUUGAUGCAAAUGAUGAUGUCAACGUAAAGGAAAAUAAUAAAUUACCAAUUGAUAGCAAUGUUGCAUUCGAUACGAGUGAAUAUGUUGCGAAAAUGUUCGACGAACGACCGAAACAAGAUCAAGAAGAAAAUGAAAAAACUUCACAUGAUUAUAAUAAUAUUCAAAUACAAUCAAUUGCCCCUCGAUCAAAUGGUAACAUGGAAUCGUGCAAUACACCAGCAAAAUAUGGUAUGGAAUAUUUAACAGAUUCCGCCGCAACACAGUGUACAUUGGGUGAAACAAAUCCAACGAAACAAAUCAACAGUGAUGAGCUGCAUUCUCAGCUAAACAAUGGGCUCACAGCGUAUCGGGCCGAACUAUGUGGCCACCAAGAUACUUUAGACGACUUUUCAGCGAAAGGUCAUAGUUGGAUACAGGGUGAUAGAAAUGAUUUUAGUUUAACGAAUACAGAUAUUGGCAUUUGUACAGAAUUAAGAGAAUCAAACCGAUUUUCAUUACAUGCUGCACAAACAGCACCUGAACUAGGCCAAUCUUCAUCUGCAUCAACAAGUCGAACGAAUGCUAUUGAUACAUCAAAUACUGAAAUGGCAUUCAAUUCAAAUGCGGACAACGCAAAUAUUCAGACAACAAUAACGAACAAUGACGAUUCCAACUGAGAAUUUAAGAGGGAAUAUACACACAUACAUACAAAAUACACAUAUACAACAAGCGUCCACGAAAUAAAAGUUCAAAAAAAAAAAAAUAACAGUAAACUGCGAAGAUAGAAAUGAGUUUGUUCUUGGUUGGUUCCUGGUAAAAAAUAAUGAUUUUUGAACUAGAAUCAAUGUGACAGAUGUGACAGAUAAUGAUUUUUGUUUGUAUGUACGUAUGCAGCACUUCAGGUUUCAUUCAAUAGAAAUUCUACUUCUUUUUCUCGAAUCAAAACAGUUCAGUUUUUUCUGUUCGGUUCCAAUUUUCGUAUAUUGUUGUUAAGAAUAUGAAUUUGUUUUUUUUUUUACUUUCUAAUCGAUUGGUAUGUAUAUGUAAAGAAUAUAUUUAUUGAAAAUACUAUGUAAUCUGUAUAAUUUAUGAAACUUUUUUUUUUCUUUCUUUUGUAUAAACAAAAAAGAAGAAGAACAUUUGAUAUGCUAUUGCUAAAUAAUUUAAUGCAAAAAAAAAGAGAACUUUUUGUUUCGAUAAAGAAUGUAAGUAAUACUUUGUCGACAGAGAGAAGAAAGUGAUAUGGGCGCUGAUAUUUGUUUUGGCCUACUUACACUUUGAUUUUUUCGAAAUGAAUUAACAAACAAAUUCUUGGAAAGCUGAAGAAAAAUGUUUUGAUUGCCUUAACUUACACAAUUGAUUGAUAGAAUUAACAUUUGACAAAAAAAAAAUUAGAGUUUUCUCAAAACCUAUUAAAUUUAUAAGCAUUUCAGAAGCAUUCAUAUCAGGAAUUGUUCCUCUGAGGAAGAGGAAUGGCGAGGAGGAAAAUGAGAGCGAGGAGGAUUCUCCUCCCCCCCUCAAUUUCCUCCUCCACAGAGGAACAAUCCCUGAUUCAUGUAUGAUAAUAGAAUUUUGUCAAAACAGAAAUACUAUUAUAUGAUGUUGAAUUUUGUAAAAGAUUCGUCCUUUGAUAAAGAAAAAAAUGAACACACGCACCACAACUUACUCUAAACAAUUCUGUGAACUAAAUAUGUAAAUUGACAAACGGAAUAUUGGAUCAUCUUUCUCUCUUUUCAUUUUUUUAAAAAUGCAAAUUCACUUUAAACCAAUAAAGCAAAUGACGGGAAUUUUUCAUAAUUUCUCGUGAAAAAAUAAA